Molecule: messenger RNA, 1067 nt
Organism: Eurytemora carolleeae
Lineage: Eukaryota; Metazoa; Arthropoda; Copepoda; Calanoida; Temoridae
Exons: 9
Coding region: 78-1061 (327 amino acids)
Molecular function (GO): protein binding; DNA binding
Source: RefSeq, a predicted model, not a curated record
AUAUUGACGACAAGGACGAGAAUAUUUCUAAAUCGAUCAGAGUUAGUGAUGAACCAAGGGAAGCUAUUCUCAACUUUAUGUCGAAUCAGGUGUUUCAAGAAUUGGUUCCCUUCGAUGCACUCCUUUGCUGCGGAAACGGAACUGUUCCAACUCAUAGAUUAUUGUUGGCUGCUGUAAGUCCACUGUUGGCUCGUUUGAUGCAGACGGACAAUGAUGAUGUUGAUUUGAUUUAUAUAUACGUAGAAGAUACAACCAUUGACCUUCUUAUUCAGAUAGUCAACAUUAUUUACCAAGGUGGUACACCGUCUGCAGAGUGCACUAGUGUGUUGACCCAGCUUCAAAUAUCUCCAAACUGUAUUCCGCACUCACUCAAGCUCGACAAUCCUCCGGUCAACACGCUCAGUCCCAGCUCCCCACCACCUGGUCAUUCGUCGACAGUGAAGGAAGAGCCGGACGAUAUUAUGCUUGGUUUAGACGAUUCAUUUGAGGAGACUAGUUAUUCUGGAAUUAAUAUAACCCCAGUUAAGAUAAACGAGGAUGAGAAAAUGUUGAUGAUUCGGUUACAGCGUUACUUCAUCCCCCUGGAGGAAGAGGAGGAGGAGGGGCUCAAGUUCUACACCUGUACUCUGUGUGACGAGGUGGUUGAAGCGGAGGAGGAGAUGAUGGUUGAACAUUUCUCCUCCCACCCUAGAGAACUAGAGAAACUGACCAGUGGAAAGGAAGGGGGUAGUGAAGGAAAACGGAAGAAACAAAGGAGUAAGGUUUGGAACUAUUUUACCCGUGUGGAUGAAAACCUAUCCUCCUGUACAGAUUGUGGAGUGCAGGUUAAAGUUAACCUCGGCUCAACCACACAGAUGAUUUAUCAUCUCAAGAGUAAACAUGAUGAACUGUUUGAAGAGUUUGAGUCUACCAGGGACAAUGAUAUCCUGCAACCAGAUGUCCUUCAACAGGCCGAAGAAAGUGUUGAUGAAGAGGAUGAAGAAGAAGUCCCGAGAAAAAGAAAGUCUAAACGACGAAGCAAGAUCUGGUUCUACUUUAACCACGUGAGGGAGGGAAUCUAAGAAUGU